AUGAACCGCUCCACUCACUAAAUAAGUAAUCACUGAGCAUGUGCUCCUGUACGGCGCGGGUAUCAUGUAAAAAACCUACAAACGUCAAAAAAAACCUACAUAAUGUCAACUUGCAUACUAGAUAAUUUUUAGGGUGCAAACAGUCGUUCCACGUUUGCUCACCAGGAUCGUUGUAAGACGAUCCAUCUAUGAACGAAUAUCUGAACGAUACGAGAUACUUUUCUCUAAUCAAAUAUGCAUUAUUGAGCAUGACUGGUUGCAGUGAUAGUUCUUAGUUCAUAGUGUGGUUCAUUAAGCUCAAUGUGUACGUAGGCUUAAAAUGUGAAAAACGAGUUUGGUUGAGUAGCAAGACCGCAUCUGGAUGAUUGUAUUGGUCUGCAUGUGUAUAAAAAAGUGAUAUUUGAUAAGUUGAGAACAUUAUUACUGACUAUGCUGCUAAUGAAGCAUAUGUAUUAGCUGUGCCAUACGAGUUAUUUGUGUUGUUCUUUCUGAAGAGAGGUUAUGUUCAAAGUUAUGGUUGUGUUUUCAAAAACUUUGAGAAGAACAGUGAAUAUAAUUGCAAGGUGUGAGUAUAAAAUAUAAGAUUCCACUUAGUUAAUUCUCAUCUGCAAAUGAAUGGACAAGAUUUGGCAGAAAGCUCUAACAUCUAUAGAUCGUUUGGCUUUUUUUGGUGGUUACAGACAUGCACCCUUCACAAAGGAACACUCUAUCAAUUGAAGACAUCAUCAGUCAAGUUUCGCCAAUAUAAAUAUCUACCGCAAGCGAAUGACUGGUUUCCUCAAGACCUGCGCUUAGAAUAUUACAUCACAGAGAUGUAUGCAAAGAGUUGCAAUCGACUCCAACUGCCAGGAAGUUAUAUGGAAUAGAUCAUUGCCACUCUAGGAGUAAUUCUAGAGUACAGCUAAAGUAUGGUACCUCAAUAACAGCCAAAUCAUCAUAAACUCUUGGCACCAUUCAUAAGAAGCACGCUACCAUAACUGUACGAGAUUGUAUGUGGCACUAAGUUGGUUCAAGACAUUAUUAGCGGAUUCUAGCGAUACAGUUAAUUUUUUUACCUGACAAUUUUGUCACGUUUUCCUCUUGCUUACUUCUAACUAUAUACAAAAUUCAUUCACAUAAGACCAUUUCCAAUGGGCGCCCUUUUUUGCCAGAAAGAAUGCUCAAAAACCAUGUCUACAAAAUUGAAAAAUGUUUAGUUGCUAAACGUUUUUCCCGGAAGGUCAUUUUCUGUUUUGGGGAACAUGAAGUUGUUAAUGUUUUGACAGUCUAUGCCAUUAAAUAGGGAGAUUAUGUAUAAGGAAAUCUUACAGUUUGGGCGACGGUAACUUUUUAGUGAUAUCGUUACACUAUUGCUUUCCUAAUGACAAGUUGAAAUUGGCAUCAUGACAGGGCUGGAGUACUUGCCGUCAUUUUGAUAAACUCGUUUAAUUGAAAAUAUCGAAGACAAUCGAUCCUAUGUAAAAAGGUAAUAUAGAAACGAUUUUGGGGCUAAUUAAAUGGUCCACCAUUUUGAUUUUAUAAAAACGUGUAUUGGUGAACAGGUUACAAGAUAAUUACGGGUAAAAGUACAUGUAAUGAUAUUCUCUGUUAUAAUGGCUAAACUAAGAACCCAACUGGUACGUUUUGUAAAGAAAAAAAAUUGGUACAAAAAAGAUCACUUACGUUUUUUCGACAUUUUGGUGGUUCUUGAAGCGUAAGGAGGAAAUUUUGAAAAUUCGUAUCAAAGCAGUCGCACGAGAUAGUCCUGGCGCUACAUAUGUACGUGGUCCACUUAAUCGGCAUGUAACAUUAUUUCGCAUGAAAUGGCUGCGUAAUCAUUACUCAUGACCAAGAAUACUACCACGUGCAAGCAUGGAAAAUUAAUAUUUUUUGAUAAUUUCUGAUUUUUUUCAUUAUGAAGAUCAAGUCACUCACUUCCAUCAGUCGGUGUGUUGGCGAUUUUGUCACUGACUAAUUUCACCGAUUUUAAUGGAAAAGGAGAUGUAGUAGACAAUACUAGUUUAUUGCAUUACACCCUUCCCACUAAAAUCGUUGCAACGGUUGCUGGUGUACCCCCCCCCCCCCAGGUGAAAACAUGUAUACUGACACGUGGGCAACGUGCGUUCAGUGCUGAGUAUGCCGCGCGACAAUUUAUUAUAAAUUCUUGACUUUUACUCCAUACACUUGAAGAAUCACUUAUUUCUCUACAUAAAUGGAUAAGAGUCUUUUAAGCGCUUGAGAUGUUAGUUUAACCAUUAUAAACGAAAAUGACCUGGAAUGUAACUUUACCCUUAAUUUCUGUACAUUUACCUAAUCUUGACAUAUUCACUGUAUGACAACGUUUAUAAAAGAAAAGUGAUGAAUUUAAUUCCCUACAAACGCGUUUUUUAAAUGAAACACUCCAACCAAUUUGAACUUAUCAUUGUUGUCAUCAAAUUGUAGGAAAAAUUUCAUAGCCUACACCUCACUUUCUAAUAGCCACAAAAAAUAAUUUGGCAUCCAUACACUUAUGUUAGAUAAUAAAAUUGCAUCAUUGCACCAUGUAAUAUCAAUUCUGUAUAGUUAUCUGUUUACACAUUUUUUUGAAUCCAUUUUCUAUAAUUUUACAUUCUUGUCUAUUAAAAUUACAUCACUAUACAUUUUGAGUACUCAUAGAUUGGUUGUUCACCUUGAACAUUUUUAAAUUCGAAAACUGUUUAAUAUAAUAAUUAUUCAAUUGAUUAAAUUCGAAAACUGUUUAAUAUCAUUAUUCAAUUUAUUAAAUUCAAAUACUGCCUUUUGAAAUACAGAUCUGCUAGUUAUGCUACUAUUACAGUCUUGCAGAUAAAAACCUAUACUGCCUCUAUUUUCGUAGUUGUGAUAAUAACUAUUUAAUUUUGUGAAGUUUUUUAAAUGUAGUGGUAAUAAAUGGUUAUUCAAUUUGAACAUGAAAACUAAAUAGCAUAUGAAAUUUUUUACAUUCAACCCCUGUAGUUCUUCUAACAUAGACUAAAUCCUAGCAUAUUUGUUUUUAUUUAAAAUGAUUCCCAUAGCUUUAUGUUGUAAAAUUUGUAAUUCUGAAAAUAUGUUUUCAUUUGCUGUGAACAAAAUAGUUGAACAAUAUAAAAUAUGUGGAAGAAUGAUCGUGUUAUACACUUUUUUUUGUAUACGUACUAAGAUUAUGGGAAACUCUAUAGAAGUAAUUUAUCUUUUUUGAUAUUUUUGAAACAAUGUAUACAUAUUGCUCGUGAAACAGUAGUUUAUUAUCCACAUACCUAUAUACCCAGAUAUUUAAAUGAUUGAUUUUAUUGAUAGAAAGAAGAAUGUGAGUUUAUUAUAUAUUAGGAAGUCUUAUGAGAAAUUCUAUAGAAUAAAUAAAAUGUAUUCUAUU
Messenger RNA from Acanthoscelides obtectus, 3349 nucleotides. The record is from the annotation of a GenBank genome assembly. Lineage: Eukaryota; Metazoa; Arthropoda; Insecta; Coleoptera; Chrysomelidae.